Molecule: messenger RNA, 890 nt
Organism: Carassius carassius (crucian carp)
Lineage: Eukaryota; Metazoa; Chordata; Actinopteri; Cypriniformes; Cyprinidae
Product: membrane-spanning 4-domains subfamily A member 4A-like
Exons: 7
Coding region: 30-779 (249 amino acids)
Cellular component (GO): membrane
Source: RefSeq, a predicted model, not a curated record
UUAGGACAAUUUCAGGUUUGGAAGCAAGAAUGUCUCACACAGUCUUACCCGUGAACUCUUCAACACUCAUCAUCCAGAUUCAACCACCAACUGGGUCUGUGACAAAUGCUCCUGCGCCUGUUUAUUCUCCUCUUCAUGGACUUCAGGCAUUUCUGAAAGGCCAACCAAAAGCCCUUGGGACUGUCCAGAUAAUGAUUGCUCUGUUAACAUUCCUGCUUGGGAUCGUGUCUACAGUUUAUGCGGAAUCCAUCUUUGUAUUUAGUGGUAUUCCUUACUGGGGAUCGGUCAUCUAUAUUUGUGCAGGUUCACUCUGCAUUGCUGCCGAAAACAAAAUUAAUUCACCCUGCGGUUUGUGUUUGUUGAGAGCUUCACUUGGAAUGAACAUUUUCAGUGCUUUAACUGCAGGCAUUUCCCUUAUUUUAACUUCAUUGGAUUUGGCUCUAGGACCAAUGUACUACAAUUACUGCAAUGAUUAUCGAUGUUUUGGUCUUGAGGCAAGGUAUAAGACUCUCUUCUUGGGAAUCAGUAGUGUAUCACUGAUAUUCGCCUUGCUUCAGUUUAUCCUCUCCAUAUAUCUGUCAGCAUUUGCCUGUAAAGUUUCCUGUUCCUGUUGUCCUCCACAGGUGCCAAAUGUUGCACAAGGUUUACCUCCAGUGCCCUGUGAUUGUAGGGCCUGUCAUUGCCAUGAUCUUAAGAGCCCUGAGAUAUCUGUGAUCAGCAACCCUUCUGUGCAUCACCAUUCUGCAGAAAUUCCUCCACAAUACAGUGAAAGUACAUAAAUAUUAAUAGUGUUUCCUGGGGCUCAGAGGUUUCCCAAAGGUUUCCCGUCACUUGCCUUUCAUAAUUAUUUCAUCAUUACAAGUGAUAAUGAAAGCAAAAAAAAAAAAAAA